Zingiber officinale is the source of this 1593-nucleotide messenger RNA. RefSeq names its product probable glycosyltransferase At5g25310. NCBI's taxonomy places the organism in Eukaryota, Viridiplantae, Streptophyta, Magnoliopsida, Zingiberales, Zingiberaceae. Gene Ontology annotation, molecular function: glycosyltransferase activity. The coding region runs from base 10 to 1467 and encodes 485 amino acids. The record is from RefSeq and is a predicted model, not a curated record. The transcript is spliced from 4 exons.
UCGCGCGCCAUGGAGAGAUUGGAGCACGGCCACGGCCAUGGCGAUGGCGAUGGCGAUGGCGGCUUCCGGCGACCCACCCUCCUCCUCAUCCUCGUCGCCGCCUUCCCUAUCCUCUCAUUCUUCGCCAUCAACCACGGUAUCGUCUCCGUAAAUUUCCAAACCAAAAGCAUCGCAAUCAAUCAUGGAACCAUCUCGCACGCACCUUCCCCGACGAUCGACGGAGACAGCGCUGAGCAGAGGAUUCGAAAGAGGAAGAAGAAGAAGCUGGGCGGUGGCGGCGGCGGUGAUGGGAAGGUGGAGGAGGAUCUCGUCAUGGCGAGGGCCGCAAUUAGAAACGCUAUAAUUUCCGGAGGAAACUCAUCGUCGUCUAGUCUACUAGUCGUUCCCGGCGACGAGACGCCGCUCUCAACCGCCGUCUACCGGAAUCCCACCGCUUUCCUCCGGAGUUACGAGGAGAUGGAGAGGAGGUUCAAGGUGUACGUGUACGACGAAGGCGAGCCGCCGCUAGUGCACGACGGCCCUUGCAAGAGCAUCUACACCACCGAGGGGCGGUUCAUAUCCGAAAUGGAAUAUUCCGGCGUCCGGACGAGGAAUCCGGCUAAAGCCCACGCCUUCUUCUUCCCCUUCAGCGUCACCAACAUGGUCCACUUCCUCCACCGCCCCACUCCCUACGACAUAACCAAGCUCAGGGGCUUCCUCGCCGGCUACGUCCGCUCCGUCGCCUCCAACCACCCCUUCUGGAACCGCUCUGCCGGCGCCGACCACUUCAUGCUCUCCUGCCACGACUGGGGGCCGUUGGCGUCGAGAGGCCACCGGGAGCUGUACGAGAACUCGAUACUAGCGUUCUGCAACGCGAAUACUUCCGAAGGCUUCAAUCCCCGGAAGGACGUCAGCAUCCCGGAGAUCAACCUCUACUCCGGCUUCUUCCCGGAGGAGCUCCAUAAGCCGGUGGCUCCCGGCCUCACCGCCCGGCCCUACCUCGCAUUCUUUGCCGGCGGCCGCCACGGAGCCAUCCGCCAGGAGCUCCUCCGGUUGUGGAAGGGGAAGGUCCCGGAGAUGCCGGUAUUCGAGUACCUCCCAGGCCGCCCCGGUGGCAAAGACUACUACUCCUUCCUGCUGCAGUCGCGAUUCUGCCUGUGCCCGAGCGGGUACGAGGUGGCGAGCCCGCGUGUGGUGGAGGCAGUGUACGCGGAGUGCGUGCCGGUGAUCGUGUCGGAGAGCUACGUUCUGCCGUUCAGCGACGUGCUGAGGUGGGAGGCGUUCUCGGUGGCGGUGACGGUGGAGGAGCUGCCGAGGCUCAGGGAGAUACUGGAGGCGCUUCCGGUGACUGAGUUGAGGAGGCUGAGGGAGGGGGUGAAGGCCGUGAAGAGGCAUUUCGUGCUGAACUCGCCGGCGAAGAGGUUCGACGUGUUCCAUAUGAUACUGCACUCCGUGUGGCUCCGGCGACUCAACAUCAAGAUUCUCUAAUAAUAUUUCCCUUUUUUUAAAAAAAAAAAUCAAUUUAGGGAUAAAUUGUCAUGUAUAUCUAUUUGUCCUUUUCUUUUUAAAAAUUCUUGUUUUUCAUUAAUGUAGAACAAAUUUUAGAUUAUAAUU